Molecule: messenger RNA, 6473 nt
Organism: Phymastichus coffea
Lineage: Eukaryota; Metazoa; Arthropoda; Insecta; Hymenoptera; Eulophidae
Gene: HDAC4
Product: histone deacetylase 4
Exons: 19
Coding region: 553-3831 (1092 amino acids)
Biological process (GO): chromatin organization; negative regulation of transcription by RNA polymerase II
Cellular component (GO): histone deacetylase complex
Molecular function (GO): histone deacetylase activity
Source: RefSeq, a predicted model, not a curated record
CAGUGCUCGUCGUCGCUGGCGUCGCGCGCCCGCGCCUCUUAUCUGCCUCCUAACCUCAAACAUCAUCGGAGAAAAAGCUCUCUUUUCUCUCCUGCAGUAUCAUCACGCGCGAGUGUUUGAAUAUUUGUGUUUUCUUCUCUCUUGAUUUCUUUUUUGCUUUUUGGCGCGUAUGUGUACGUCAAGUGCAGAGUAUCAUACAUAUACACCAACAUUAUUGUCGGUGAUGCUAUAGGGGGCUGCAGUGCUAAAAAGGAACGAGAUUGGCAGGACUGACCUGGUCAAAUGUAACGUAUAAAAGAAAAACAAGUCAAGAGUGGUAAAUGCAGUGUGUAGCAGAUGUUCAAGGAACCAGAAUGUCCGGUGAUCACCCUCCCACGAAUUCCCUUCCACUUACAGAGGCAACGCUUUGACCUGCGACAACAUCGAGCGGGUAUCAGCAAAAAAGUACAGUGCGCGUGUGAACAAUAACAUAAGAAAGAGAACAGAGUUGAAAAGACUCGUCGGUGGAUGUAGCGUCGGUUUAUCGUCUGGCUAGGCGUCUCGUCGGGGCAUAUGGCCCUGGACCAUGCUACCAUUCGCAAUAUGCACCAUACGAAUCAACUAGAAGACGUGGGUUAUAGGAGCGUUGAAAUCACGUCCGCCUUCACGCACUUGCCGCAGAAAGACAUGGCGCGCGACACUCCGGGCUCGCCGAUGUCGAGGUCGCGCGAGCACAUCGCCGCCGGCGCCACGGCUGCGACCCUCACCAGCGGCACCUAUCACGAGCACGCCGCGGCCGCGGCCGCCGCCGCCGCAGCCGCCGCCGCCAUCCACGGCAACGUCGUGCAGCAGAGGAUACUCGAGCUACAGCAAGAGCACCAGCGCCAAUAUCAACUGCUCCGGCACAAUUUCGAGCAGCAGCAGAGGCAGCUGGCCGAGAUUCACGAGCAGCAGAUGCACCAGCUGAAGCUAUGGGAGCAGCAGAAGCAGCUGGAGGAACAGCGCCGAGAGAAGGAGCGUCUGGAAGCCCUGAGAAAAAAGGACAAGCACGACCACAGCGCGGUCGCUUCGACGGAGGUCAAGCAACGCCUGCAAAGUUUCCUGGUGAACAAGAAGCAGAGGGAAGCCGCUGCCGCGGCUAACGGCGCCGUUCCGGGGACACCCGCCUACAGGUCCUGGAUGCAGUCGCAGUCGGAAUCGUCAAGCUCCACAAACGCUUCGCACCCGUACCGCAUGCCGCAGAUACUGCAGGAGAAAUUCGGCGAUGACUUCCCACUGCGAAAGACAGCAUCGGAGCCGAAUCUGCUGAAGGUGCGACUAAAGCAACGCGUCAUGGAGAGGAAUAUGGCAGCUACGAGAAACUCGCCGCUAAUGGCACGCAGGAAGGACCGACUACUGUCGCACCUCAAGCGGAAGUCACUCCUUGCAAAUUCAGGCAGCAAUCCGGAAAGUGGUCCAAACUCACCGCCGACGGUCAACAAUCCGCAGUCGUCGCCUACAGCAGGCGGUGGCUCGUCGACUCCGAUACAGGAAGAGGGCGAGAAUGCCAACUAUGCCGGCCAACUCAGUAGUGCCAGUCAGCAGGGUAGCCUGUCCGAUUUGUCGCUGUUCAGCUCGCCGUCCAUGCCUAACAUUUCACUGGGCCGACCUCAUGUUCCAUCCAGCUCGACGAGCGGCACAAAGUUAGCCACGGUAUCGGAAGCCGAAGUCCGAGCAGCAUUCGCAGCGCGACUUGGCACCCCAUUGACAGGUCAGAUGUUGACGGGUACGUUGCCGUAUUACCCAUCGCUGACCGUGAUCGAUGGCCAGCCGACGUACAUUCACAAGCAGAUGCAAAGUCUGGAGCAAGCGGUGGCGAGUGGCAGCGGAAACGGUAGUAGCGGUAACGGCACUGGUACUGGUGGUAGUCGGCACACGAUUUACCAUCCUACCCCAAUAACCGACACCCAGGUGGCUCAUGCGCGACUUCAUAAGGCUGGUCACCGGCCUUUAGGUAGUAGAACGCAAUCGGCGCCACUGCCGCUGGGACACCCAAUGCUGCAGGGUGGCAUAAUGGCCCCGCCAACGAGUCACUACUUGGCCGAAGAUUAUCUCGCUGAGAAGCAAUUGCACGAGCAACAGCAAACGCACAAUUACCUCAAGCAACAGAUCCGGCAAACUGUGCUGACGCGAGUGGGCUCGCGUAGUCAGCAGCUUGACGAGGCACCGGAAUCCGAGGAGUCCGAGGUUAUCGACCUUACUGGAAAGAAGGACAUCUCCGCAGCGGCGAGCGGAAGUAGUAGCGCCGGCAGUAGCAUAGAAGAGAGCGAGAUCUCGAAGCAGCAGCGCGACCGCGAGCAAUUCCUUCAGCAGCAGCGGGACCUCUUGAUGCGCCAAACACUGCAGGUCAACGAGCCAAGCGGCAUAUACUCCAGCGCGAGGAGCUCGCCGUCGGCGAGACCGCUGUCGAGGGCUCUCUCCAGUCCGCUGGUGCAUUUGGGGCCACAAGUAGCAACAACAACGCCCGAGGUGUAUACGAGAAGUCCGCGCGAUCAACCGACAACGGGUCUAGCCUACGAUCCGCUGAUGUUGAAACACGCGUGUGCCUGUGGUGAGACUGUACGUGGUCAUCCAGAACACGGUGGCCGAUUACAAAGUGUCUGGGCAAGACUCCAAGAAACUGGACUGCUGCAGCGAUGCGACAGAGUUCGAUCGCGAAAAGCCACUCUCGAAGAGAUUCAAUCCUGCCAUACCGAAGCGCACGCCUUCCUCUUUGGUACAAAUCCAUUAACGCGGCAAAAGCUGGACAUGUCUAAAGUACCGAUAACGAGUUUCGUACGACUGUCUUGUGGUGGUAUCGGCGUAGACAGCGAUACUACAUGGAAUGAAAUUCAUACUGCACCAGCUGCUCGCAUGGCUGUCGGUUGCGUAGUAGAGUUGGCCUUCAAAGCUGCAAUGGGUGAUAUUAGGAAUGGUUUUGCUGUCGUACGACCACCUGGACAUCACGCCGAGGCUAACCAAGCUAUGGGCUUUUGCUUCUUCAACUCUGUUGCUAUCGCUGCCAAACUUGUAUUGCAAAAACUCGAUCUUAGGAAGGUCUUGAUUUUGGAUUGGGACGUGCAUCACGGUAACGGCACACAACAGAUGUUCUAUGACGAUCCACGAGUGCUGUACCUAUCGAUUCACAGGCACGACGAUGGUAAUUUCUUCCCGGGCACAGGUGGCCCAGCAGAAUGUGGUGCCGGCGAGGGUCUCGGCUACAAUGUGAACUUGUCGUGGUCGGGGGGCUUGAAUCCACCGAUGGGCGACGCCGAGUAUCUUGCCGCUUUUCGUACCGUUGUCAUGCCCAUCGCCAAGGACUUUGAACCGGACCUCGUGCUCGUUUCCGCGGGUUUCGAUGCGGCCGUAGGUCACCCUGCACCACUUGGUGGCUAUACUGUUAGUCCUGCUUGCUUUGGACGCAUGACGCAGAUGCUCAUGACUUUGGCUGAUGGCAAAGUCGUAUUGGCUCUUGAAGGUGGCUAUGAUUUGGCUGCUAUCUGCGAUUCGGCUCAAGAAUGCGUUAGGGCAUUGCUUGGUGAUGAGCCUACGCCUAUCAAGGAUGAGGAACUUAUGAGGAUUCCUUGUCAGAAUGCUAUUGAUACUUUGCAGAAAACUAUCGCCGUUCAAAUGUCACAUUGGCCAUGUGUAAAACUACUGGCACAUACGGUUGGGAUGAGUGCAAUAGAGGCAAGUCAAAAAGAGCACGAUGAGACAGAAACAGUAUCGGCCAUGGCAUCUCUUUCCAUGCAGCAACAGAGUAAUCUCGCGAGUACGCCAGAACAUUCCCGCGAAGUGUCGGAAGAGCCAAUGGAACAGGACGAGGCCAAGUGAACGGAGCAGCCGAGGCAACCGCCCCUAUUGCGGUCUGAAUAAUUUUUGUACUGUCUGGCGAAAACUGGAUCGAGCGAGGACGUGCGGCCCCCGUUCACUCGUGAGAUAAGAAAAUGCACGAGCGACGGUAGUCCAUUCACAAAAGCGUAUUGACUAUGAGACGAGAAUGAAAGAAAAAUACAAGAAAAUACAAUGAAAAAAAGUAUAUAUAUUGAAGCACAGAAACAUGGUCCCACAGGGCACUAAACUAUUACGCCGCAUCGCGACGUAAAACUGAGGAGCUGCUUGCUGCUCUAUUUAUUGUUGAUGUUGAUGUUGUUCUUGCACACAUGACAGAAAUUUGUAAAAUUGAGAAAGUAAGUGACCUUCUGCAGAUGCGGUUGGUUUUCUUCUUUCUUUUUUCGUUCUCUUUUUUCUUGGCAAAGUCGAGCAAGGGGGCAGGUAUUUAUUUUUUUUUUCUUUUUCCUCCUCUCUUUGUUCGAAUUUAACGAGUAGAGCACUGGAUUUUGUCGUUAUAACAAGACCUGUGUACGCGCCUACGUACGUCAAGUGUUCAAUCCUAUUUUUGUUGUUACAACGUCCCCCUGUUUCUCCCCCCAAGCAAGUGUCUUUUUAACGUCGCGAGACAACGAACGCUAAUUUAACGUCCAAGACAUACUGCAGACGAUGAAUUUACUUUUCAAAUAUGAAAAUUGUCUCCUCUGUUAUAUGCAAAAACAUCGCUGAAAAUGGAUACAUUGUAAAUAUGAAAGAAAAAAUAACGUUUAAACUAAAGGUAUAAAACAAAAGAGCGAUUCGUUUUAUUGGAUAAAACAAUUGGUGUUGACUGAUUAUUUUUAAAAAAGGAAAACAAAAUGUAUACUGUGCAUGCAUAUCAUGCAAAAAUUCUUUUGUUAACUUAUAAUUAUGUAUCUAAUCAGUGAUUUCUCGUGACUUGUUGUCAAUCGCAAAGCUAGCAAAUCAUGUUAAUCGACAUGAUUGUGCACAACGUGCUUGGUGAGCUCUCGAUAAAAGAGAAAAUUUUUAAUCAAGCAGCCAUGCAUCUGCUUAGAUACGUUUUAACUGUGUAUUUGUGAAUAAGUAAGAAUAAAUAUAUGAUAAAAAAACUAACAUAAGUGAAGAAAGACAAUAGAAUUUAAGAUGUUUUUUGUAGCGUAUCGCGCUGGUCGCGGGUACGCUUUUAGUUUUUCGCUCGACAGAGAAAAAAAUAAAGGUAAUGCGCGCUGCACGAUUACAUUAGCUUUAAUGAAGAAAAUGGGAAAAAACUUACAUGAUACACGAGCGCGCACGUGAUUCUCUAGGAUUAACUUAGUUUCCUGCUGCGAACAAAAGGUGGUGCGAUUUUUGUGAUAUUUUGUAAAACUGUUAAGUAAAAUUAAUCUACGUGGAAAAAUUAAAAAAUCGUCGAUAAUAGAAAGAUUGUUCAGGGAUAGAAAAUGAUUAGCUCGAUGAAAAGGUAGGAAAAAAGAUAUGAGAAAAAUUGUAAAAGAAGCUUAAGACGCGUUAUGAUCAUUAGUGGAAACAAUACGAGCAUUUAUUUUUAUGUCAUGCAUUUUACAGUGUUAAAGAGAAAAGAGAAUGAGAGGGAUGGAAGAUGAUAUGAUAUAUGUAAAGGUUUAUUACCGAACGAAUUAAAGAUACUAUAUGUUUACAUAAAUUUUGUCAUACAAAUGAAAAUUGUAUAUUAUUAUAUUAUACAUUAAAGUAUAUAUGACAUAUUAUAUUGAAUAUAUGUAUAUUACGUAAUAAUUACAAUAUCGACGGCUUGUAAACAAAGCUACAGGCAAUGUAAGAAUCUCAAAUGUUUGAUAAUGUACGCAUUGCUUGUAUAAAUAUUUUACUUUGGAGAUGAAUUAUAAAAGCAACUAAAUUUACAAAAGGAUACAAGUCGCGUUGAUAUUUAAAACACAAGUGCAUAUGCGAGUGCGCAGCCUAUGCUUGUAUACAUUGUAUGUAUGUGUGAUGUUACAUAGCUCUAAGCGCAACUAAACGACUCGCAAGCACAUUAUUUAUUUAUAAAUUGCAUAUAUAAUACAUAGAUAUUAGUCAUAAAGUUAAACACACUAAUCGAACACUAUCUUUUAAGAACAAAAAGCUAUAUUACGUCAUGAUUAUUUUCCAAGUUAAUUGAAACAAAAAAAUCUGAACGAUAAACGAGACACUCAUUUAUUAUAAUUCUGUCAAAGCAUUAGGAAUAAAAAUGUAUAUGCAUGCGUACAGAGAAGCAAAUGAAAAUUCGUCCUUCGCCUUUGAAGAGAGAAAACAGGCCUACAAACUUGAUCAUUUCGCUCUUCAAAUGGCAAACUCAUCUGUUUAUAUUUCCGUUGUUCAAGCUUUAAAUGAAAUCAUGAACUCGUGACAUUCCGGUAUCAUCGUUAGUAAACUGAUACAAACUAGCUUUUAAAGCGUGCCUGUCUGUUUUUGAAUGAGAGGCAAUGCGAUGAAUGAAUACAUGAACGUAUGCAAGUGAAGAUGCAGCAAAUUAUAUAAAUUAAUUAUUGAAUAAAUAAAGCAGACCCAUAAUGUUAUUGAUCGUGCACGAGACGACGUCUAUGUUAAACAUGCCGUUAAUUGUAAUAGUCAUACAUUUUUUAUGUAUAUAAAUGUACCUCCUGAAUUAAUUUUAAAAAUAAAAUUAUAGU